Molecule: messenger RNA, 2424 nt
Organism: Eucalyptus grandis
Lineage: Eukaryota; Viridiplantae; Streptophyta; Magnoliopsida; Myrtales; Myrtaceae
Product: U-box domain-containing protein 52
Exons: 10
Coding region: 1-2424 (807 amino acids)
Biological process (GO): protein phosphorylation
Molecular function (GO): protein kinase activity; ATP binding
Source: RefSeq, a predicted model, not a curated record
AUGUGGCUUGCGAGAGAACAGUCGGAGAGAAAGGGAGGGAGCGGGUUGGUGGCCGUGGCGAUCGAUAAGGAUAAAGGAAGCCAGAAUGCUCUCAAAUGGACCAUCGAUAAUCUUCUCCAGAGAGGCCAAGUCGUCAUCCUCGUUCAUGUCAAGGUCAAGUCCCUCCCCACCGCGCCUUUGGGUUCUUCCCCUACGGGUAUCUAUGGGGGUUGGUUUCAACUAUUUGAUGCCAACAAGGCUCUUCAUAUGGCAGGACACGAGCUCGAUCCUAAAGAACUCUUUCUUCCCUUCCGAUGCUUCUGCACGCGCAAGGAUAUACAAUGCAAAGAUAUUUUGCUGGAAGACACGGACGUAGCGAAAGCAUUGAUUGAGUAUGUUUCUCACAACUCCAUUGAGAAUCUAGUCCUCGGUUCCUCGUCGAAGUCUGGCUUUCUAAGAACCUUCAAGGCGACAGAUGUGCCAAGUAGUGUGGCAAAAGGAGCACCAGACUUUUGUACGGUUUAUGUCAUAACGAAGGGGAAGAUAACAACCAUGCGGUCGGCCACCCGUCCAGCUCCGAUGGCCUCGCCACUAUCUAAUCAAAUUCACAAUCAAUUGGUUCCACGGGCACAUCAAUCAGAGCCGCGUGUCCCCCAAACUAAUAGUAUAAGAGGAUUUGCAAGGGCAAUGAAUGAGAUGCCUCAUAAGUCGAAUGACAGCUUAGAUUUUAUAAGAUCACCAUUCACAAGAGGAAAAGGUUCUAACGGCAGAUUGUACGGGGAGGUUGGUACUCCGGAUACUGAUAUAUCCUUUGUCAGCUCUGGUAGACAGAGUGUCGACCGAAUGUUCCCAUCAUUUUAUGACAAUCUGGACGGUGGCUACUCCCCGAGGUUGUCUAACACCUCCAACACAGACUACAGACAGGGCUUUGAUGCUGCUCUGCUGGCGCAGAGGUCAGUAGAUAGCAGCACAGUUCGCGAAGUGUCGCCUAUGUCACAUUUUUCACAGGAGAGCGAGAGGUCUUAUUCAUAUUCAUCACCCAAUACGGAUGAUGUGGAAGCUGAGAUGAAGAGGCUAAAACAAGAGCUUAAGCAGACAAUGGAAAUGUACAGCAAAGCUUGCAAAGAUGCUCUCUCUGCUAAACAAAAGGCGAUAGAGCUCCAGCAUUGGAAACUAGAAGAAGAAAGGAGGGUCGAGGAGGCACGAUUGGCUGAGGAAGCAGCUUUAGCACUUGCGGAAAAGGAGAAAGCCAAGUCCAAAGCAGCGAUGGAGGCUGCUGAGGCUGCUCAGAGGAUUGCCGAACUCGAAGCCCAGAAAAGGAUUAAUGCGGAAAUGAAAGCCAUCAAAGAAGCCGAGGAGAAGAAAAAGGUGCUCGAUGCUCUUGCACAGUCAGAUGUCAGGUACAGAAGAUACUCGAUUGAGGAGAUCGAAAAUGCUACAGAGUUCUUUUUGGAGUCCCGCAAGAUUGGUGAAGGAGGUUAUGGCCCUGUGUACAAGUGCUACUUGGAUCACACGUUAGUUGCAAUCAAGGUCUUGCGACCAGAUGCUGCUCAAGGCAGAUCCCAGUUUUUGCAAGAGGUUGAGGUGUUGAGCUGCAUAAGGCAUCCAAACAUGGUUCUUCUCCUGGGAGCUUGUCCAGAAUAUGGAUGCUUGGUGUACGAGUUCAUGGCGAAUGGAAGCUUAGAUGACCGCCUCUUCUGUCGCGGAAACACCAGGCCGCUUUCUUGGCAACUCAGGUUCAAAAUUGCAGCAGGAAUCGGAACUGGCUUGCUGUUCCUCCACCAAGCGAAACCUGAACCACUUGUGCAUCGCGAUUUAAAACCUGGAAACAUUCUGCUCGAUAGCAACUUCGUCUGCAAGAUCAGUGAUGUUGGUUUAGCUCGGCUGGUCCCGCCUUCUGUUGCCGACAGUGUGACACAAUACCGCAUGACGUCCACGGCUGGGACAUUUUGCUACAUAGAUCCCGAGUACCAGCAGACGGGAAUGCUGGGGGUCAAGUCUGAUAUAUACUCUCUAGGGAUCAUCUUUUUGCAGCUACUAACCGCCAAACCUCCCAUGGGAUUGACCCACCAUGUCGAGCGGGCAAUCGAGAAUGGGACUUUUGCUGAAAUGCUAGAUCCAGCGGUGCCUGAUUGGCCCUAUAAUGAGGCUCUGGCCUUUGCCCAAAUGGCACUUAAGUGUUCGGAGUUAAGACGGAAGGAUAGACCAGAUCUCGCAAAAGUCAUUCUCCCCGAACUUGACAGACUGAAAGCAUUGGCUGAGAGAAGCAUUCAUCCCUCGUGGCCUAGUUAUAACUCGAGCGACUCACCCAAUGACAGCCAGGUUUCUUUGCAACUGUGUGCAGCACAAUCGGUAGAGUCGGCAUACAACCCGAAGUCAAGCCUGAAUGCGAAGAUUCGUACAGAUGCCGGAGCGGCCAUUUUUGUUCCGCAUUACAAAGUCUAA